CCCCGAAAAAGUCGGGUUUCUUCUGCUGCAGUCUAGAGUGUCGAGUGAACACGCCACCAAAAAUGUGUGUACAAAUAUACUUAAAAGAAAAAGACAUCCAUGUUUACCGCCCGUUGACGAAAAGAUACACAAAACUCCAUAGUAACUACUAGUGAAGAAACACAAGAAAAAUGGUCAGUUGUGAUGACUUGUUUUGUUCCAAACUUCCAAGUACUGCCAGACAUGCUCUCCACGUGGGGCUGCCCACAGAGAUUUUCCCCUUAGGUACAGCAGCAGCAAGCAAGUGCCCGAAACGCCAUUAAAACAUCAAGGAGCAGAGAGGGGCGCGCGGAGGAUGAAAACAAUCUAUUCACAUCGAUCUCCACUCGAUCAUCAACCGGAUAGAGAUGAGAAUGCAUUGGCGAGGACCCCCCCAAUCGUCGACUCGGCAUUCGGAAAAACCACCGCCGCCCUCCACCCUCUACUACAUGGAUCCCACCCUCGCACAAUAACAUGGGCCCUUACAUGUUUCGACGUCAAGAUUCCAUCAAAAGGAGAGAGACACACAAAGUCGAUUUCGUCACAGACACCACAAGCCAAAAAGUGAAAAGGGACCCACCGCCGCCACCGUCGUUGCCAUCCAUCCAUCCAGCAGCAGCUGCUUUUUAUUUUUCAAAGUCCAAAGUUUCUGUUUCGAAAAACCGUCGGAUGAAGAAAAAAAGAAUAGAGAGAGAGAGUGUGUGUUUGCAGCUCCUGGGCUGCGCUGUAUAGGCUGUAGGGGCCCCCCUCGUUCCAUUCCAUCUUAAUAAACAGCUAUAAAUACAGUCGACGCUGCCGCCGCUCGGUUGUCGGAGUUGCGGUGGGAUAUGGACGCGCACGGAUUUCAUCCCGUUAAGAUGGCCAAAGGCAUCGGCUGCUCCGUCACAUCAAGACGAGAAGAUGGACACGACUUAUUGUGUGUGCAGUCUGGAAAUACUAUCUGCAACCAAAGAUCUCGAAAGACUCAAGAAAGCGGAAGAAGAGGCACAAAGUCACGUCCUUUUCGGUCGCAGACUCUUGUUGGGGACACUCAAUUUCUCUCUCCGUUGUCCAAUAGACGAGAGGUUUUUAACGGGCGCUGGUAGUUGUAUGGGGGGGGGGGGCUUAAAAAACUACGUGCAUUAGCGUGUUAGCGUCAGGAGCCAUCUUCAAUUUUUCGUCAUCCCCCACCAGAAAAAAAAUAAAAAGAGGAUAACUUUUUUUCUUCUUCUAUUCUAAAAAAGCCAUGCAGACUGUAGGUCUUGUUCCAUCUGAUUAUAACUAGACGCUGUGUGCUCCGCUUGGGAAACAAUUGGAGAGCUGCUCUCAGCGGUGGGGGGAAUCAAAAUAAUAACGACGUUGGGGGAUAUGUUUGAGCGCAGCCGCUCGGCGACCCAAUGUUAAACUCGUAAGGGUCUCUCUCUCUCUGCUCUUUGCCCGCCGCUGUUUUGUCGUUCAUGUCGUGAUGAGCCACACACAAAGAUCAAAAGAGCUAGCUAGAGAAUCGAGACAAACAUCAAAUACGUUGGUGACCAUUUCCUGACGAUUUUUAAAAAGGUUUUUUUCUGGCUGUUGUUUUUUGUUUUUUUCUAGCCCAGCACGAUCUCUCCCUCCCAGGGUAAUACGAUAAAAAAAAAGAGACCCAUGACUUUGUUUAGUUGAAUGUCGACCCUGAUAUUUCCAUUUCUAUGUAAUAGGCCUCGAUGAGAGACAAGAAAACGAAAGGAUUUUCUCCGCUCAAAUGGGAGACGAGAGAAAAAUCUUUUGUUUUCUUUACGAGCUAUUAAAACAUGUGAGCGUGAAUCAAUCCACCUCGUAUAUAACAUAAUAAUGACCUCCGAGCGCCGUGGAGAGCGCCACAAGGCAGGUUUUCUUGUCUAUAUAACGUGUGUUGUACAAAAAAGAAAAAAAGAUCUCCCACGAUUAAUACCCAAGAUAUAUCAAAACCUCACCCGGUGGGGGCUCGGCGUAGUAGGACCACCCCAUAUGCGCUAUACGCAACUAUACGCGCGCUCGCUAGAUUUUCUCCUUUAAGGGCACCCUAAUAGACGCCAACAACAUGGCUUUUGGGGAUAUUUGGCGUGUCCGUUUCUGUUGUUUUUGUUGUUUUGUGUCUGUCCAGCAGUCGGGGCUCGAUUCUUCUUCUUUUUCGGUCGACUAGUUGCAUUUCUCGCGCGAGUUCGUUAGCCGCAACUGUCUACGUGCGCGCGUUUGUAUCCAAAACUAAACGCGAGCUAUUCAUUAGUCGAUCGAUGGCAUCACAACGGCAACAACAACAAUCUCGAAAAAAUACAAGAGCCAAUUGAUGGAUCGUCUGAUUGAUCCUUUUGUAUGCAGAUAUUCCAUCAUUUGAUCAUUUCCGCCUGAUGAAUUGAUGUGACGACGGCCUGGGCGGCGCGGUUAAUGUGCUCUUGUGUGUGUGCACACUCCCUCUUUGAUAUAGCCAGACUGGUUACUGUAUUGUUUUUUUCUCUUUUUUCCAUUCCGACUUCCUUGGAGGUUUGGUUAUUUUUUUAUCGCUUCUCUUUCGGUCGUGAUUCGAUUCUAGCGUGAUGCCGACAUCAAUAGAUCUCUUUUGCGUUUCUUCUAUUAUUCGGCCAAACUUCCUUUUCUUCUCCGCCGCAACAACAAUUGCAUCCGACUAGCUGGCAGAUGAGGGGAAGAAUGGGAGAAGAAGAAGAAGAAGACUCCCCAAGACACAAUACGUUUAUUGACCGAACGCCGACUAAUUCAUUUGGAAUCACUUCUUGGAAUGGAGUAGAGAAGAGAAGAAGAGGAAAACGGCCACAGCACGAGAUGGGCGCCGCGUUCGAAGAUGAAUUGUCGGCAAGAAUGUUUCAUAUUUGCUUAUUUACUUCACAGACUUGAACCAACCGCGAGAGAAGGAAGAAGAAGAAGAAGAAAGGAAAGAUAAGAAAGGAGAGACUCACUUAUUGUGUUUGUGUUUCUCUCACUCGUCGACUCUUUUUUAAAAAAAUUUUCUUUUUCUUUUUACCCAAACAAAUUUUUCUUGUGCGAGGUGUAUGGGAAUAUACGUAGCGGCGCUGUUGCAACACGCAGAAUGAGCCGGGCAGACUUGGAAGAGGAAAAAUGGAUAAUAUACCUGAUGGGGCGGGAACCGUUUCUCUUCUUCUCCUAUUCCUUCCUGACUCGACCGGGGAAUAGGUGACGCCCUCCUCCUCUUUUCCCACCACCACCACCACCACCAGACAACACACACACACCAUAGCCCGGCUGUUCCUUCUUCGACAGUGGGUGGUGAGUAGGAGAACCUAGCUCUCCCCCCCCAUCCAGCUCCCAUCCUGUCCUAUACCGACCUCCUGCGCUGUUGCUCGCGCUCGGGCCUCGCUUUUCCUCCUGUCUCUCCGAUGUUUCAAUCAGUUGCUUUCCUAACGUGGACUGUAGCGGACGUGUAGAAACAAAAAUCACCUCUCGCACACACACACAAACACAGACUGAGAAAAAGAAAAAACAGUUUUUGGGUUGUUGCAUUCUACUGACUCAUUGGCCCGUCAUUUGAAUUGUUCUUCCAGUUCAUCUCGCAGGUGUUCAUCUCUCAACUCUCUCACACCCCGUGAAAGAAAAGGAAAGAAAAGUUUGGUUGGUUCAAAAGAAGAAAAGAAAAGGACCUCCAAUUUAUUUUCAAAUUCACCGGUCAUCAGUUUUGAACAAUUGCUACCCACAACCUGUGCGCCGCUCCGGUUUCUUUGAAAAUGGAAUUACGAUUCGCCGUGGUGGUGGUGUUCUUCAUCUUUGCCGCCUUCUGCAUCCACACCUCUCACAGCCAAGGGAUGCAGCAAUUCGACCGCGAACCGCAGUACACCGAAGCCAAUCCCGGAGAGAUCGUGAUCAUGCCUUGCAGAGUCUUCAACAAGAAAGGCCAAUGCGUCUGGCAGAAAGAUGGCAAGCCCGUCGGAAUUUACCCUGGGAAAUACGAAUGGGUUAGCUCACCUGAUUUGGGCGAUUGCAGCCUACGGAUAUCCGCCGCCCGAGCCGAUCUGGAUGCCGGUGAAUGGGAAUGCCAGGUAACCGCAUCGUCAUUCGAUGCGCAGGACGCCUUGACCUCCGACCCGGCCCGGCUCGUCGUUCGAGUUCCUCCGAGUCCUCCUCAACUGGAAGUGGAAUUGAGCCCGAUCGCCGACGGUGGCAACCUCACCUUGUCUGCGGGUAAAGAGGCCACAGUUCGAUGCUUGAGCCGCGGUGGCAAUCCGGCCGCCAACGUCAAGUGGUUCCUCGAUGAUCGUGAACUCGUCGGCCAGUACAACCAGACCAACACGACCGACAUUGGCAAGGUCAAAACGUGGAUGGCCGUCUCGACGCUGACCUACACCUUCAACAAGACGGAUCACUCGAAAUUACUGAGGUGCGUCGCCCUCCACGAGGCCUAUCCGACCAAAAGCCGCGAGUCAUCCGUCACGCUCGACAUCCACUACGCCCCGGAAGUGACGCUGGUUGGGACUCCGACGGUCGACCUGGAAGAGAACAUCGACUCUGUUUCGUUGCGAUGCCGGGCGGACGCCAACCCGCCGGCCACUGUGAUUUGGCGCCGCGUUGGCGGCAAUCCGUCGCUGUCGAACAAAUCUCCCGUGGCCAGCAUGGGUGACAUUUACAGUUUCCAGGAGAUCCUGGAAUUCUCGCCCGUCACGCGCAAAGAUUCCGCCACCUACUCGUGCGAAGCCAAGAACACGAUUGGAACCUCGAAUCUCAUCACGAUUCCCAUCGACAUCAAAUACUCACCGAUGAUUGUCAACGUCGGGCCGGCUGUUAGCCAACAAUUGACGGUCACGCUAUACGAGUCGACUCGGCUCGAGUGUCAGGCGGAAGGCAACCCGCAGCCGCGCUACCAGUGGCUCCACAGGCGACCCAAGGACGGCGAAGAGGAUAUUGUCAUCCGGUCGGAAGACCGUUACUUGCACAUCACCAACGUGACGUACGAACACCAGGGCGAGUACAUUUGCAUCGCCACCAGCACCAUCAACGGCCUGGAGCGGAUGGUCCAGAGUGAAGCCAUUACCCUCCGAGUUGUAGGACCUCCACAAGUUUUGAACGAAGUUUCGUCGCGAUUCAUUUCGGUGGAACGCGGCGACGAUGCCGUCAUCCGGGCCGUCUUCUGCGCUGAUCCACGUCCGAUCCGGGUCUCUUGGCGCUGGGCCGCCUUCCAGAUGGAGGCCGGCAGCGGCAGCGGUCGCUUCGUUGCCGAGGCUCUGCACAAGGUCUCACCUGCUAUCCUACCCACCCCGCCCGCCAUUGUCGAGCUUGUGGGCGAGGACGAGGAUGACGAGGAUGAUGUGAUGGGCAACACCGAAUCCAGCAAUACCAAUUCGGCUUACGACACUGCAAUUAUCGAGAACACCAGCACGUCCAGCACAAUGCACCAUCCACGUAGUUUAGAAGUCGUACCCACCGCUCAGUCUUUGGUUGCACGUCCGCCUCAGGCCGUUUUCACUUAUCCGGGGAAGCGAGACGAAUGCUACGAGACGCGCUUACGUAUCCAGCGCGUCGAAAUGAACGACGCCCGUCACUACUAUUUGACCGUGGAGAACGACAAAGGCUCGGAUACUUUCUACGUCACUCUGACCGUCAAAGUAGAACCUGUUUCCAUGGCAACUGUAAUCGCCGUGGUGAUCGCCUGUCUCUUCCUCAUCAUCGUUGUCACGCUCUGCCUCCUCUACGCCUACCGAUCCGAGAGAUGCUGUUUCGACCGUAAGGGCGGCUCCAAGUCGACCGAUCUGGAAAGUAUGAAGAGUGAUGUGGAAAGUGUACAUAGUAGCAGUCAGUGUAGCAGCAGCGGCAACAACAGCGCCACCAGCCAGACGAGCAUCAAUCGCGGAGGAACUCAGCGGAGCAGCAGCAUCGGCCAGACAAAGUGCCAUAAAGCAUUGGGAACGGCGGUAUCGGAUUCCCGGGGUCUGCUCUACGCGGACCUGCAGUUGCCAAAAACCAGCAAUAACGGCUCGAUGAAGGUGAAGAAUCACCACAGACAUCUUCACAAUUUGCCAACGUCUUCGUCGUCCUCUUCGACUGGCACUUCGUCGCCGCAACAGCAAUGGAGCCAAUUGAACCGAACCAAUUUUUCCGACCGGUCACUGGAUCAGACCAUCGAUACAUUAGACACAUCUCUAGAUCGAUCUCAUUCUAAAGUCGAUGUUUAAAACCACAAAACAAUAAAGUGACAAGUCAAAUUUGAAAAUGCCCAUGCCUAUUAUAAAUACGUGUACAAAACAUUUUUUUCUUAAUUUCUUUUACAAGAUUUGUGUGUGUGUCUAGUUGUGUGUACGUGAAAUACUUUCAUGUCUAUUUUUUUUCCGUUUCCCCCCCCCUAAUUUUACGACUUUUAAAAAUGUUUGAAACUAUAAUACAAAAGACCAAAAUAACAAUUUAACACGAUGAUGUGAAAGUGACAAACGGCUCGAGAGAACCGAAAUUCUUAAAUAAACAGCCCAAGGAAUCGUGAAAAUGUAAA
Molecule: messenger RNA, 6460 nt
Organism: Daphnia pulicaria
Lineage: Eukaryota; Metazoa; Arthropoda; Branchiopoda; Diplostraca; Daphniidae
Product: kin of IRRE-like protein 1
Exons: 16
Coding region: 3711-6149 (812 amino acids)
Biological process (GO): cell-cell adhesion
Cellular component (GO): cell-cell junction
Molecular function (GO): cell adhesion molecule binding
Source: RefSeq, a predicted model, not a curated record